This is a messenger RNA of Cyprinodon variegatus (sheepshead minnow), 331 nucleotides long. RefSeq names its product calcium uniporter protein, mitochondrial-like. Bases 10 to 243 code for a protein of 77 amino acids. Gene Ontology annotation, cellular component: mitochondrial inner membrane; uniplex complex. Gene Ontology annotation, biological process: calcium import into the mitochondrion; mitochondrial calcium ion homeostasis. The record is from RefSeq and is a predicted model, not a curated record. Gene Ontology annotation, molecular function: calcium channel activity; uniporter activity. The transcript has 3 exons. NCBI's taxonomy places the organism in Eukaryota, Metazoa, Chordata, Actinopteri, Cyprinodontiformes, Cyprinodontidae.
GGCACUGCGAUGGCGAUGUAUGCCUACUUCGUGCUUACUCGUCAGGAGUAUGUCUAUCCUGAUGCAAGAGAUAGACAGUAUCUGCUGUUCUUCCACAAGGGCGUGAAGAGGACACGCUUUGACAUUGAGAAGUAUAACAAGCUGAAGGAUGAUAUUGCUGAGGUGGAACUAGACCUGAAGCGCCUACGGGAUCCUCUGCAGCUUCAGCUCCCGAUUCAGCAGCUGCCUGCCGAUAAGAAUUGAUGGCUAGCGUGACUCCUAUCCUCUCUAAUUUCCUGCAACCGACCUUCUUUCUUCCUCCUCCCUGCUGCCGUCUGAACCCCCUCCCCUU